Messenger RNA from Pundamilia nyererei, 3135 nucleotides. RefSeq names its product synaptosome associated protein 23.1 (gene snap23.1). The coding region runs from base 362 to 1075 and encodes 237 amino acids. Gene Ontology annotation, molecular function: syntaxin binding; SNAP receptor activity. Gene Ontology annotation, cellular component: SNARE complex; plasma membrane. Lineage: Eukaryota; Metazoa; Chordata; Actinopteri; Cichliformes; Cichlidae. Gene Ontology annotation, biological process: synaptic vesicle priming; exocytosis; synaptic vesicle fusion to presynaptic active zone membrane. The transcript has 9 exons. The record is from RefSeq and is a predicted model, not a curated record.
UUUACUCCCUUGGUAAAUAUCUAUCUACACUUUCCUCUCAACACAGCUGUUUCAGUGUUAGCGUUAGUUGACAAGAAAGCGGAACUAGCUAACUAGCAGGCCAGCACGUACAUUAGCCUGUUUAAGAAAUUACCCUCUCGGAUUUUACCCUCUUUGCGAUAGCUGAGCACCACUGCAAGUUUUCAGACAAUAAAAUAAAACAUCAAGAGUGAAAUGAGGAUAUGUGUUCAACGUGAUUGGAAUAAGACGCCACCUGUGCUCCAAUCAAAUCUGGAGGAACAGGUUUGGGUAGAAGAACAAGAAACGCAUUUCCCUGUGUGGUGUUUGCCACUUGUGCUUGGUCAAGUGAAGAAACUGCAACAUGAAUCGGCCUCAGACUAUUGAGCUCAGUAAGACGGGAGGAGCCUCCAAACAGGACACCAGCAACAUGGAUGACAUGACUGUGGAACAGAUGGCGAUUAGGGCCAACCAAGUGACUGAUGAGUCACUUGAAAGCACACGGAGGAUGCUACAGAUGGCAGAAGAGAGCAAACAAACAGGCGUCAACACAGUGGUGAUGUUGGACCAACAAGGAGAACAGCUGAGCCGUGUGGAGCGAGGCAUGGAUCAGAUCAACCAGGACAUGAGACAGGCUGAGAAAAACCUUACCGACCUCUCAAAGUGCUGUGGCAUCUGUGUCUGCCCCUGUGAUAGAGUGUCAUCAAUCGAGAAUGACUCACGGUAUAAGCGUACCUGGGGUACUGGAGGAACUGAAGGUGAAAAUGAUGCAGAUGGCUCAAAAGUGGUCUCAAAGCAGCCUUCAGGCGUCCGCAAUGGCCAGGCUGCCCAGGUUAAUGCUGCGGGACCAUCAGGCCCAUACAUCCAGAGAAUAACCAAUGAUGCACGUGAAGAUGAAAUGGAGGAGAAUUUGGAGGCGGUCGGCAGCAUCAUUGGCAACUUGAAAAGCCUUGCUGUGGACAUGGGAAGUGAGAUAGACAAGCAGAACAAACAGAUUGACCGCAUCAACGACAAGGCGGACAUGAAUAAGCUGCGCAUUGAUGAAGCAAACCAGAGGGCCAACAAGCUCAUCAAAUAGAUGAGAAAUCCCGCUUCUGUUAGUUUCAUCAACCUUGAGCCUCUCUCGCCACACACACACACACACACACACACACACACACACACACUAUAUAUUUGUGCGCAUCUGCAAACAUACUUUGCAAGUAAAAAGAAAUUCUCUCAUGAAGAAGUUUUGCCAGUAGUGUGCCUGCCUUUAUCGCACUAAGUUGUACGUAGAGUGAAGACAACUUCUUGGACUGUCCACCACUAUUCACACCCUUUUACACACAUGCCUAGUCAUGCUGGACCGUGAGAAACAGUGUGAGAUACUUCAGUAAGUGGCUGACUGCCUAUCACUGCUGUUUGAUACCAAACUACAUGCAUGUAACCUUCACAGGGAGGGAAGUGGCACAUUUGCUGCUUUCCGUUUUGUUUUGUUUUUUGUUUCUCAUCUAAGUCAAGAAUGAGCUGUUUUGUUGAUGUGACCGUUAACUCAUCAAAACUGAUAAGCUGUUGUCUCCAUACAGCCUCAUGUAUUUUAAAAGGAAACAUCAACUCUGGUCUGAAAUGAAUCUUACUCAAAUCCUUAUACAUACUCCUUAUCAUUGUGUAAUUAGGUUUAUUGUAUCAUGUGUAAUGCUUUGAUAUUAUUUGCUUAUUUAAUUACUCAUGAAGCAGAAAUGACUUGCGAAUAAAGUUCUCUUUAACACUUUGUUCCCAUGCCAUUUAUGCCUGUUCAUAUAAAAGGGCUAUUUAAAAAAAUAUAUAAAUAUAAAAAAUAAAAAUCUAAUGUUGUACCUGAAUGAAAGAAUUUUGAUGUUGUUACUACUUAAAAUUUCUGAUAGAUGGGGAGUUAAGGUCAUUGUAAUUACUUGCUACAAAGAGAUGACCUGUGGUUAGAAACAUUGUAUAGCAAUCACUCGUUUUUCUUAUGAGAAGGAAGGUCUGCAAGGAUCAUGAGGUCUGUUUAUCAUUACCUGCCCUGAAGCAAUUAGUUUACUUCACAAUAACACUGAACUUGGGAUAUGUAACAGUAGGUGAACUGCUCUCUUCUAUGUUCACCGUUUCUUCACUUUGAUCACAGUGUUGAUGUAAAUACUGUUUAACAGGAUGACUAGAGGCAAUUAAUCCAAUUUCUUAACUUUGUUUCCUCUUAAUGGUUAAUGGAGAUUAGAAGCUUACAAGAGGAGACAUAACAAACCUGUGCAGGGCAAUUUGAUAAUUGUGGAACUGUUCAGUUCUGAACCACAGAUGAGCAUUGUUUAACCUGAUGUGAGGUCUCUUUAUGUGCUAGGUUCAGGCCAGUUGGUUACUAAAAUCUUGGCAUUUUAAAAACAAUAACCUAUAAUAAAAAGUGGUGAAAUCUGUAGGAACCCAAUCAAUCUUAUACACGAUGUACGGUUGUGUUGUAACAGCCGCUGCAUCGUAAAAGGCUCCUCUUACAUGUGUAAAUAGUCUUUACAGCACAGCUAUGGUACAAUAUCAUCUGACGAUGGAAAGGAGAAUUUAAAUUUGUGUUGUCGAAGCUGUAGCCAGGCUGAGAAAUCGUCGCUGGCAGCAAAAAUGCAAAAAGUAUACAUGUAAGUGAAAGUUGUUAAAGGGGUAAACACAGAGGCACAAUAAGUCCUGGUGGGUUGUAUUAAGGCUUGCUGAGGAAAAUUGGCCAUUGAUAAAGGGAUACAAUGUGCCCAAAGUAUCUCUCGUAUGAAUCUUCUUUCUUAUUUGUUUUGAAGAAAAAUGCUAAUUUGCAUGCUGUGCUGCAGGCAUAUACCUACUCAGUUUGUAAGGAUUGAAAUGAACUGUUUUCAGGGCUUUGUAUUGCUAUAAGUGAUCAUCCUCAGCCUGUUACGUAUGAGCUCGGAUCUAAUUAGUCUAUUCUAAAGCUGCCUUGCUGUCUGGAAGCUGUUUAUUCAUUGUUUCACCCACAGCCACUGGAAUGUAAAUACAACAGUUUUGUGUAUUUUAAAUAUGUUCAUAUGGAGCUCAUCUUAUCUGAAAUUAGCUCGGUGAGCGGAUGACUGCUCAAAGUGAAAAUGCCUUCUGUUUCACGCUUGCCACUGUUGAAUUGUUUAUACUCAAUAAAUCUCUUCUGAAAUUCAA